GACAAAAAAGUUUGCAUGCUUGAGUCGCAGAUGGUGGAAUAAAGCGUGAAAAUUCGGAUGUUGGAAGACGCAAUACUUCAGUUACAGACAACAAAGAAUGAGACAGUAUUAAGCCCAGCAACUGGAAACAUGAACAUAAAAAUGACGGAAACAUCUGAAACUUCGAAGUUGAAAGAAGCCAUAGAGCGUCCGAACGUCGAUUCCAAGCAUUCGGAUAAUAAAAGGAAAGAAGAAUCUCACACAUCAAAAGAUACAGGAUCUGGAAUGAGGAUGCUCAUUGACUCAUAUUGCCUUUCGGACGAGGAAGAGUUGAUCUCACCUGAUUCUUCACCGAUCUCAUUACGUGUGACUCCAGAGAAGCAACUGAUGACUCCUGAUCUAAAAAGAAAUCUACAUACUCCAGGAUGGAAGACUCCGGAAUGGGUUUAUAACUCAUUUCUGAGUCACAAUAAAGUUGUAAAUUCAUGUGAAGACCCAUUUGAGUUUCCUCAUACCUCCCCCAGUUACGAGAACAAGCCGAAAAUGGAUUUUUUUCUAUGCGGGAAAAUCUGCAUCGUGGAAGAAAACGAAGACUCAACAGAGGUGAUGAAAAAAGAAUAACCUUCCCACAAAUUCGGGAAAUAAAGGUUCUGUCAGUUGCAAAUAUCACCGAGACUCAUAAGAGUAGAAACUUCGACCAGGAAGAUGUGAAAUCAAACAUACGAACAAUCAAACAUGAACGCUGGG
This is a messenger RNA of Belonocnema kinseyi, 726 nucleotides long. RefSeq lists its product as uncharacterized. The record is from RefSeq and is a predicted model, not a curated record. The transcript is spliced from 6 exons. The coding region runs from base 58 to 600 and encodes 180 amino acids. NCBI's taxonomy places the organism in Eukaryota, Metazoa, Arthropoda, Insecta, Hymenoptera, Cynipidae.